CCCCUCCCGACUAGCGUCUGAGCGCGGCUCGGGGAGGCGGCGGCCGCGGCCGCGGGUUUGCAUGUGCAGCGGAGGGAGGAAUCCCGAGGCCGCCCGCCCGGCACCACAAAUCCUGGGAAGUUGCCUGAGUUGGUGGCCGGUUGGAUUCUGCCCCCGGCUCCUUCCCGGGCCACGACCCCGACCUUGGCGUCUCACGAGAGCCGAGCCUCUGCCGGAAGGAAGAGGGCAAGCGAGACCCAGCAGGACACCUCGACGCACUUUGUGGUUCGUGUGAGCUGCAGGGGCCAGAGAGAAAUAGUUGGAGAGCCAGGGUGAUAACCUGUCCAUGAAGCGUCCUCUCUUCUGACCAGAGCUCCGUGGUCAGUGUGGCGUAAAUGGCUCCACUCCCUGCCGGCAUUCGCUUCAUCAUCUCAUUCUCCCGGGAUCAGUGGUACAGAGCCUUCAUUUUUAUUUUAACAUUUUUGCUGUAUGCAAGUUUCCACCUGUCCCGAAAGCCUAUCAGCAUAGUUAAGGGCGAGCUCCACAGGUACUGCACUGCCCUGCACGGGGAGGAGGUCGAAUUCAAAAGCCAGAGCCAGAAAGCCAGUGGCACCCCCUCCCACCGGCCAGCAGACAAUGAGACGGACUGCAGCUGGGCCCCGUUUGACCAGGAUAACUACCAGCAGCUGCUCGGGGCCCUGGAUUACUCGUUCCUGUGCGCAUAUGCCAUUGGCAUGUACCUGAGCGGCAUCAUAGGGGAACGCCUGCCCAUUCGGUAUUAUCUCACGUUUGGGAUGCUGGCCAGUGGCGCUUUCACUGCCCUGUUUGGGUUGGGCUAUUUCUACAAUAUCCACAGUUUUGGAUUCUACGUGGUAACUCAGAUCAUCAACGGACUGGUGCAGACCACCGGCUGGCCCAGCGUCGUCACCUGCCUCAGCAACUGGUUUGGAAAAGGAAGGCGAGGCUUGAUUAUGGGGGUCUGGAAUUCCCACACCUCGGUGGGCAACAUCCUGGGCUCCUUGAUUGCUGGCUACUGGGUGUCCACGUGCUGGGGCCUGUCCUUCAUCGUUCCCGGGGCCAUCGUGGCAGCCAUGGGGAUAGUGUGCUUUCUGUUUCUCAUCGAACAUCCGAAGGACAUCGCCUGCUCCUCCUCCCUGGUGGCGCCGAAGGGUUGUGAGAACGGCACGCAGAGAGUCAGACUGCAGAAGCAGAUCUUCAUGGACAAGAACAAGUCUCUGGACCCCGAGAUGCAAUGCUUGCUGCUUUCGGACGGGAAGCACCCCGUCCACCAGAACCACAUCGUCGUCCUCCCCGCCGACAGCGGGGGCGGCAUGGCCGCCAUCAGCUUCACUGGAGCCUUGAAGAUCCCCGGUGUGAUCGAGUUCUCUCUGUGUUUGCUGUUUGCGAAGUUGGUCAGCUACACUUUCCUCUUCUGGCUUCCACUGUACAUCACCAAUGUGGAUCACCUUGACGCCAGGCAAGCCGGGGAGCUCUCCACCCUGUUUGACGUGGGCGGGAUCUUCGGUGGGAUCCUGGCAGGUGUGAUCUCAGACCGACUGGAAAAAAGGGCCUCCACCUGCGGCCUGAUGCUGCUGCUGGCGGCCCCGACGCUCUACAUAUUCUCCACCAUCAGCAAAAUGGGCCUAGAAGCCACUAUCGCCAUGCUGCUGCUCAGCGGGGCCCUGGUCAGCGGGCCGUACGCCCUGAUCACGACCGCCGUCUCCGCCGACCUGGGCACACACAAAAGUCUCAAGGGGAACUCCCACGCCCUCGCCACUGUGACUGCCAUCAUUGACGGGACUGGCUCUGUAGGAGCAGCCCUGGGCCCCCUGCUGGCCGGGCUCCUGUCCCCGUCUGGAUGGAACAACGUGUUCUACAUGCUGAUGUUUGCUGACGCCUGUGCCUUACUGUUCCUGAUCCGCCUCAUUCACAAGGAGCUGAGCUGCCCGGGGUCAGCGACCGGGGACCAAGUUCUAUCCAAGGAGCACUGACCACUCGCAUGCCCUGGAGGGAGGCUGGGCCCGUCCUUCACAAACUGUCAAGGAAAAGUUCAAAUAAAGGAUCCUGUGUUGGAAAGAAUGAUUUACCCUUGCCUUUUGCACACACACCUGGAAAAGACCCAAAAGCCACCUUGAGAAGUCCAGGUACUAUUUCAGGAGAGCCGUGGAGCCCACGACAGCGGCAAGAAGGUGCGUGGGAAAUGCUGUCGCCACAGUCGUCGUCCCACUGUCACACUUCCACUGUCGUCCCAGUUGGAGCCUGGGACACACGGCAGCUGCUCGGGGGCUGGCGGGUGGUGCUUGGGCGAGCCUGCGUCUCUCAGGUGUUGCAGUUUGUUAGAGCAGGUGAGCCCUGCGCCCACAGGGACCUUCCCAGGCGUUGCCUGAAUCAGCUGCGUGGGGACUGGCUACCCCCACGGGCACGAGAACGCAGCCAGCACAGAGCCCUGCCUCUGGAGGGACAGGAGAACCCUGACACCUGGAUCUGAAACCAGGGUGGGCCUCAGAGCCCUCACGU
Molecule: messenger RNA, 2496 nt
Organism: Canis lupus familiaris (dog)
Lineage: Eukaryota; Metazoa; Chordata; Mammalia; Carnivora; Canidae
Gene: SLC37A1
Product: solute carrier family 37 member 1
Exons: 20
Coding region: 375-1970 (531 amino acids)
Biological process (GO): phosphate ion transmembrane transport; glucose-6-phosphate transport
Cellular component (GO): endoplasmic reticulum membrane
Molecular function (GO): glucose 6-phosphate:phosphate antiporter activity
Source: RefSeq, a predicted model, not a curated record